This is a messenger RNA of Apus apus (common swift), 1982 nucleotides long. RefSeq names its product RAB40B, member RAS oncogene family (gene RAB40B). The transcript is spliced from 6 exons. NCBI's taxonomy places the organism in Eukaryota, Metazoa, Chordata, Aves, Apodiformes, Apodidae. The record is from RefSeq and is a predicted model, not a curated record. Gene Ontology annotation, molecular function: GTPase activity; GTP binding. Gene Ontology annotation, cellular component: synaptic vesicle; plasma membrane; endosome. Gene Ontology annotation, biological process: intracellular signal transduction; protein localization to plasma membrane. The coding region runs from base 313 to 1149 and encodes 278 amino acids.
CGGGCUGAGCGGCGGGAGGCGGCGGCGGGGCCGGGAGCGGGGCCGGGGCCGGCGCUGGAAGCAGACGGUCUCCUUCGUUCUGCCGCGGCGUGACGCGCUCCGCCGCCGCUCCCCGCCGCCUUCCUGAGGGAUGGCGCGGCGGGCGCUGCCCUGAGGGGACCGCGCCGCUGCCUCAGGCCGCUCCCCCGCGGGCACCGGGCAUGUCUCUGCCCGCCCGCCCCGCUGCCCGCCGCGGUGGCCCGGCACCCCCGGGCCCCGGGAUGGGAGGCGGGAGCUGAUCCGUCGGGAAGGCCGGGGGCAGCGCCGGGGAGGAUGAGCCGCGCGGGAAGCCCGGGGAGAGCCUACGAUUUCCUGCUGAAAUUCCUGCUGGUGGGCGACAGCGACGUGGGCAAAGGGGAGAUCCUGGCCAGCCUGCGGGACGGAGCCGCCGAGUCGCCCUACGGGUACAGCACGGGUAUAGAUUAUAAGACUACAACGAUUCUUCUGGACGGCCGAAGAAUCAAGCUACAGCUCUGGGACACAUCAGGGCAAGGAAGAUUCUGCACCAUAUUUCGGUCGUACUCGAGAGGCGCUCAGGGAGUGAUACUGGUGUAUGAUAUCACAAAUCGUUGGUCAUUUGAUGGAAUCGAUCGAUGGAUAAAAGAAAUUGAUGAGCAUGCUCCUGGUGUACCAAAAAUCCUGGUUGGAAAUCGCCUUCACUUAGCCUUCAAGCGCCAAGUGUCCACUGAACAAGCACAAGCCUAUGCUGAGAGGCUGGGCAUGACUUUUUUUGAAGUCAGUCCACUUUGUAAUUUCAAUAUUACAGAGUCCUUUACUGAACUAGCAAGAAUAGUAUUAAUGAGACAUGGAAUGGACAGGCUCUGGAGGCCAAACAAGGUACUGAGCCUGCAAGACCUCUGUUGCCGUGCCGUAGUUUCCUGUACCCCUGUGCAUCUUGUUGACAAGCUCCCUCUCCCUGUUGCCUUAAGAAGCCACCUCAAAUCUUUCUCCAUGGCAAAUGGCCUUAAUGCCAGGAUGAUGCAUGGACGCUCCUACUCCCUCACAUCCAGCAACAUCAAUAAAAGGAAGAGCUUAAAGAAAGCUAAAAUCAUCCGUCCACCACAGAGCCCACCAAAAAACUGUACCAGAAACAACUGUAAAAUCUCUUAAGCUCUCUGUGGGAAAAGAAACCUGGAUGGAAUCCCCUCAUGUGAAGCCUUGAAGACUCCUUGGCUGGUGGUUGAGCACACUUGGUUUGCAUCACACUACAGAGAGAAAAAUAAGUCUUAUUUUGGAGCUUGAUAGUAGUGCUGCUUUGGAAUGAACGACAUGUUCAGUGCAACUGGCAGGACCUGAUGUUUUGCUGUUGGAUUUUCCUCCUGCAUUUUACUUUCUGAUGUGCAUGAUGCUGUUGGUUUUAUCAGUAGGUGUGUUUUCAUAUAGGGGAUAACUGCAAUUAUAUUCAGUUCUUGAUUCCAUGAGAUCUGGAAGGUGACUUGCUGUGUAAUUGUAUAAAAUUCUGUCUUUUUGAAAACUAUUCAAAAAUAUAAAAACGAGUCACUGGUUUGCAUUUUCAGGCAGAGGUUUUUAAACACAAUGUAUUGUAUACAUUGUGACAUUCUACAAAUAGUGUGACAAAUUUUAGUAAUGCUACAGUUGUGCAUUUGGAUUUUUUGUAAAGCUUCCUCGAUAAUUUUGAGCAUUAAUUUAACUAAGCUAAAAAUGUAUAUAUAGUUAUUCUGCACAUACACAAGGUUUUGUCCCGUUGAUGUAUGUAACAGAUUUGAUAAAGUUUUUUGUAUGUUAUUUAAUACUUGGGGGAAUUAAUUUGUGGUUUAAAGACUUAUUUUUCUGUAAAAAAAAAAAUACAUUUUAUACCACUCUACAAGAAAGUUCUAGGAGGAACAUGCCAAAGAUUCUGUGGUAAAAGGAACACAGGACUUGAAGAGCUGCUUUAUAAGGAAAGAACACUAUUUAAAAAAUAAAUGUUUCUGGAAAAGAAA